AUGUCAAGUGACAAUACACAACUUAAUAGCUCAACUACUGGUCCAAUAGCAACUACAAUUAUUGAGAAAUUGAAUACUGAACUUCCAAAUAUCGAACAUUUUGAAAUAUAUAAUGACUCUUAUAAACACUCUGGGCAUCAUGGCAUUAGUGAGUCCAGUAAUAGAACUGAGUCACACUUUAGAUUGGUUAUAGUGAGCGAUAUUUUUGAAAAAUUGUCGCAGCCAAAGAGACACAGACUUAUAUAUAAAAUAUUACAAGAUGAGUUGAAUGGUUCGGUUCAUGCAUUACAAUUGAAAACUAAAACACCAGAAGAAUAUAAUAAAUAG
Molecule: messenger RNA, 327 nt
Organism: Saccharomycodes ludwigii
Lineage: Eukaryota; Fungi; Ascomycota; Saccharomycetes; Saccharomycodales; Saccharomycodaceae
Gene: BOL1
Product: Bol1p
Exons: 1
Coding region: 1-327 (108 amino acids)
Source: RefSeq, a predicted model, not a curated record